Messenger RNA from Maniola jurtina (meadow brown), 6906 nucleotides. It is a transcript of the gene Cont, whose product is annotated as contactin. Gene Ontology annotation, biological process: cell-cell adhesion. The transcript has 3 exons. The record is from RefSeq and is a predicted model, not a curated record. Lineage: Eukaryota; Metazoa; Arthropoda; Insecta; Lepidoptera; Nymphalidae. The coding region runs from base 181 to 4131 and encodes 1316 amino acids. Gene Ontology annotation, molecular function: protein binding.
UUGAAAUUUCUAACGAAUUGUCAAAAUUUGUCAUCAAAGAAAACGAUACGAAAUAAAAAUAUUUUUGAAUAAUAAUUUUUGUAUUAAUCGUUAUGUAAUUAUAAAUGUAAUUAAUCACAAAUGUUACAAAGCUGAGGAAUAAAUAAACAAGUUUGUAGAAUAGGACGGUAAUUGUACAUAAUGUGGGAACAAAACAUGAAAGCUACUUGGUUGUUUGUAACAGUGUUCAACUGUGUAUACGGCCAAGGAUUGGAGCUGCCUUAUAAUCCUAACUACCAGCAGCCUUAUCAACCGGACACCAACCAGAACGGAACGUAUCGUCAAAAUCCGCAGGUACCCUAUGGUAGUUUUCCGGUUAACGGUAUCGAAUACACCAAUCCCGCCCAGAGUUCUUUUUAUCAAGACAGUUCCAACUCUGAUGUUUAUGGCGAGGGAGAAAAUGAAGUCGAUCCACAAAACACUGCCACUUACUAUGCAGAGCUAGAUUACGAAGAGCGAUACAGGUGUCCCCCUAAUUGGAUUCGGUUUCGAGAGGCGUGCUAUCGUUUCACGAAAUCUCCAGACCGACCUCGUAACGAAGCUCGCAAAAUAUGUCAAGCAUACGAGGCAGAUCUGGCAGCUUUGAACAGUCCAGAAGAACAUGGUUUUGUCAUCACUAAUUUGAUGCGUUUAGAUCCUCAGAAAGGAUCGUGGUACAUUGGCGCUCACCAACAGACACCAGGCUACUGGGUCAAUGAAGCUGAUGGUUCACAAUUGACAGGUUUAGAAAAUGCUUUUUUUGAUGAUAGAAAACUGACAUACACAAGUUACAAUUUACUGCCUAGAGAUUACUUAGUUUAUAGGUUUUCCCACGAAGAUGGCCGUUGGGGUUUGGCACCAGUUGAGGGCACUCAGUAUUACCACUUUAUUUGUGAAGGACAAACACAGAGAUUGCAUUACCUGAUAGAGGAAGAAAGAUCCUUCACAUACGGCUUAGAUACUUAUGAUUUGGAGAGGUUGCCUCGAGGACCAUACUUUAUAAAAGAACCAGUAGAUAUAAUCUAUGACCCAACAAAAAAGAAUCAUGUUCAGUUAACUUGCAUAGCUGGUGGAUACCCUGCACCCACUUACAAAUGGUUCAGAGAAGAUUACCAAGUAGACAACCCUGUGUUUACCGAAAUCGAUCCCCUCUCAGAUUCAAGGUUUAUUCUAAGUGGAGGCACUCUAAUGAUAGACCAGCCUGAUGCUGAGAAAGACAAUGCAAAGUAUCACUGCACAGCCACUAAUAAAUUUGGUGUUAUUCGAUCAGAAUCAGUGCGAUUAUCCUUUGGUUUUAUUAGAGAGUUCAAUCAAAAAAGACCAGUUGAAAGCGGCAAACAAUAUUGGGGCAAGGCUAUGUAUUGUGAUCCCCCAUCAUAUUACCCAUCGGUAAAUUUCCUCUGGGCUCGUAAUUACUUUCCCAACCUUGUAGAGGAAGAUAGGAGAGUGUUUGUCUCUUAUGAUGGAGGUCUAUACUUCUCAGCUCUAGAGACUAUCGACAGAGGAAACUACAGUUGUAAUGUGAUGAGUAAAGUGUCUGAUGCAGGUCGCAAUGGACCAUUCUUCCCCCUUCUUGUGUACCCACAUUCAGAUUAUCAGCAACUUAAGUUCCCUAUUGGGUUUCCUAAAGUGUUUCCAGAUGCCCCUGUAGUUGGACAGGAGAUAAGACUUGAAUGUGUUUCUUUUGGUUAUCCAGUACCUUCGUACAAUUGGACAAGAAAAAAUGGUGGCAUCCCUAAACAAGCUCAACUGAGCAGCUUUGAUCGUGUUUUGACAAUUCCCAAUGUUGGUGUUGAAGAUGAAGGCGAGUACAUAUGUGAUGUGCGCAAUGACAGAGCCCGCAUUUCAAAUAGUGUCUUUCUUAAAGUACAAGCUGAACCCAACUUUACCAUUCCAUUAACAAAUAAGCAUAUGGACAAUAAAGGUGAUUUACACUGGAAUUGUGAAGCUUUUGGUAUUCCUGAUGUCAAUUACACAUGGUGGAAAAAUAGCGAAAAACUGUCUAUGGACACAUUAGCACCUGAAGACAGAGAUAGGUAUGUAAUACAAGAUAAUGUACUCAUAAUCAAGUUCUUAGAUCCAACAAGAGACCCUGGCAUGUACCAGUGUGAAGCCAAAAAUCAAUUGAAAGCUAGAUAUUCGACAGGCCAACUUCGUGUUUUAUCUCUUAAACCAUCUUUUAAAAAGCGACCUCUAGAAUCUGAAACCUACGGAUCGGAAGGAGGCAAUGUCACACUUCGAUGUAAUCCUGAGGCAGCGCCGAAACCUACAUUUACUUGGAAAAAAGAUAAUAUUGUCAUCGGAGCUGGGGGUAAGAGAUUUAUUACCGAAACUGGCAAUCUUAUCAUAAGGCAGCUGUCGAGAGAUGAUGAAGGAGUUUACACUUGUGUUGCUAAAAACCAAUACGGCACUGAUGAAAGUCGCGGUCGUCUCAUAAUUUUGCGUGCUCCGCGUUUCUUAGCACGAUUACCGCCGCGUAUCACGACCCAAGUUGGUUCAGUAAUAUUCUUGCACUGUAAUGCUGAUGUUGAUUCUCUUUUGGACACUGCUUACCUUUGGAAUCAUAAUGGUAUAGGAAUGAGAGAGAAUGCGGACGUUUACGCCGACAAGCGCUUCAAGAUCGAUGGAGGGGAAUUAACUAUUUAUGACGUGAGUCUAGCAGACGUUGGAGAGUACGAAUGCAUAGUUAAGUCUGCAAUCGGGCGGAUUUCAACACGUACGCAAUUGCGCAUCGAAGGCCCACCGGGCCCGCCCGGAGGUUUACAAGUUAUCAAUAUCCAACGUGAUUCCGUGACUCUCGAGUGGACCGACAGUAGCCCCAACGGCCGUCCGAUCACCAGCUACGUUGUCACAGGUCGCACUCAAUGGAAUUCCACUUGGUACGUCGUUAACGAUAAUGUCGUAAAUGUUAUGGAAAUCGAUAGAUAUAAUGGUCGAAAGCGAGCAUCCGUAUCCACAACUCUUAUGCCAUGGUCUGUGUAUGAGUUCAGAGUACAAGCUGUUAACAGUUUGGGGGUGGGAAAACCGUCUUCGCCUAGUCCUCAGUUCUCGACUACACCUGAUAAGCCAUAUCACGCUCCGUUCAACGUGGGCGGCGGUGGCGGCAAAAUCGGCGAUCUCACUAUUAAGUGGACUCCAUUGCCACAAUCCUUGCAAAAUGGUCCCGGCAUUCACUAUAAAAUCUUUUGGCGACGCAAUAACUCUGAAGUGGAAUUCCAGUCACUCUUACUCAAAGAAUAUGGAAAUGUUGGAAUGCAUGUUGUGCAUAUUCCAUUGGACUAUUUCUUCACUCCAUAUAACGUGAAAGUCCAGGCUUUCAACGACAUCGGUGCAGGUCCAGAGAGCGAAGUGGCAACGAUAUAUUCCGCUGAAGAUAUGCCUCAGGUUGCGCCACAGCAAGUGUAUGCCCGAUCCUUCAACUCUACAGCUCUGAAUGUUACCUGGAACCCUAUCGAUCAGUCUCGGGAGAGACUACGCGGCAAAUUGAUCGGCCACCGCCUCAAGUAUUGGAAGCAAGCCAAUAAGGAAGAGGAGUGCAUUUACUAUCUUUCAAGAACAACACGGAAUUGGGCUCUCAUUGUUGGACUGCAACCAGACACAUAUUAUUUCGUCAAGGUAAUGGCAUUCAACUCGGCGGGCGAAGGGCCAGAAAGUGAGAGAUACUUGGAGCGGACGUUCCGCAAGGCGCCGCAGAAGCCGCCCGCCUCCGUCAACGUGUGGGCCGUCAACCCCAGCACCGUGCGCGUCGUGUGGAGAUACGUGCAGCCGACCGACGAGGAGGAACCGCUCAUUGGCUACAAGGUCAGAGUAUGGGAAAUAGACCAAGACAUGAGCACAGCCAAUGACACAUUAGUACCAGUGGAGCAUAAACUGGAAGCCUAUGUGACUAAUUUGACACCAGGCAAAUCAUACAACUUGAGAGUACUGGCCUAUUCCAAUGGAGGGGAUGGAAGGAUGUCUUCUCCCCCCAUAACCUUCCAAAUGGGUGAUUAUCACAGUGAUGUAUAUGGUUACUAUGUUCGAGGUUCAGCAUAUAGAUUAACAAUAUCAAAGGAUUCUCUAUUGAUAUACACUUUCGUUCUUUACGUAGUCUCUAAGAUUAUCCAUAUUUAGGUUUUAAGGAAAUAUGUAGGUUUUAAGAUGCUUAUUUUUUACAUGAUCAAUUUUCUAAAGAAUAUUUUAUAUUUUUAUAUUGACAUAUUCAAUAUGUCGACUGUGAGUGAACUGGUAACUGGCACUAACUAAAUAAAAACUUUACAGGACAAAGGAAAAAACUUGUUUCCUUCAGCUAAAUAGUAAUUAUAUACACCUGCCAGAUUAGGUGAAGCCUCCUUAGUGUAUGUGAUUUUACAAAUUUCUGACAAAAUAGCAUAAAGUGAGAUCAUCAGUUCACUCCCAGAAGACAUGUUAAACAAUAAUGAAUUCUUAGUAUGCUGACAUUCCUUUUUAUAUUGUAUUUCUAUUUUAUUUAUAUAAUGAGAGGAAUUCUUUGUGAUAUACUUAUCCGGCCAUUUUAUUUCUUUACAUUUCGUUUUAUACUUUUGUUGAUAUUUUUUUAUUUUUUAUAAAGGUGAUUCUAUAAUUGACAAUAAAUGUUGCUAUAAUUUAAUAAUAUUAUGAAUCUCUUAGUAGGUACGUAUUAUGCAAUAAUUCUUUGUAGAUCUGUUUUCUCUGAAACAAAAUCAUAUCAUACCUACGCAGUGAGUAGAUGUAAGAAUUACAUUUUUUUGUUACUUUUGGAAUACGAACAAUCCGAGCCAUUUUUAAUAAAUAAGGUAUUUCUGAUAAUAAAAUGUAUCUUUAUUUAAAUGUAAGUAUCUAUUUUACAAUUUUCUAUUACCUUUGACUCAAUAUCGUAACACCCAUCACAAUAUUUAUUGCAUAUUGUUAAUAUGUAUAAAUUCAGAAAACCUGCAGUACAAAAUGUAUGUAUAUUUUGAAAUGACAAAACUGUUCAUGAUUUCCCUUACUCGAUGCAAUAAAAAAUCUAAGUAAAAGCAAUAGUAUUUAAAGUAAUUUUUGUAAUAGGCGAAACAAAGUGAAUAUCCAUACCUUGUUCACUGAGUCGAGCUAAAAUAUAGGGCUCUCUCUUGCACAAUUGUAUAGAAGUGAAAAGGAUGCACUGUAAUUGUGAUUAGUUAGUGGAUGUGACCAUUCCAUAAAAAUGUAAGGAUGCGUUUAUAUUGCUCACUUCAAAACACCUUAAAGAUUUCUAGAUUUUCCUCGUGCCUUCUCAUGUGCAGUAUCGAGAUUAUAUUAAUAAUGAGAUAUUUUAUUUUAUAACAUCGGAAAAUAGGAAACAGUCCAGUGAGCAAAUCCAGGUCAACAAUAUAAAAGAAUCAGUCCGAGAAACUAUCCAAGUUAUGAAAUAAACAGAAUACAGUCUAAUGACCAAGCCCAGUCAAUGUGAAAAUCAAGAACUGAGAACAAAAGCAAGGAGCACUAAAAGACACGACGUCCGCAGUUAAGACUGACAUUUUAGUCGCAAUGUAAACGUGCCCUUUGUCUGUCAUCUGUGACCAAUGACGCGGUUCCUUUCUUCUCUAUUAGCUCGCCUCCUUGAACAUGGUAUAGGUAUUUUUUUUUAUAAAGUCUGGUAAAUUUUAAGGUAGAAUGGGAUAUGUAUUGCGUCCUUGUGUCGCACGAUUGUAUGCAGUAUACAUUUGUCUAUAAAGGCCGAUUCACACCAAUUGCGUACACGUGACACGUGCGUAGUGACGCGCGUAAACCCCUAACACACCGGGUUACGUAUACGUCCACGCUUUACGCAAGCGGUGUGUCAUGUUUCAUACAGUUCCAUACAUUACAACGCAAUGGUACGCGCUACGUCUACGCUUACGCAGCCUUUGUGAACGAGCUAUAAAACUGCGCAAGUGUCGCGUAGCUCAAACUCUACCACUAUUCAUUUACAUCAUAAUAUGUAGGAUUCUUAUCUAGUAAAAGUAGUAUUUUUUAUUCCACGACCAUGCCCUGGUUAUCUAUGCUGUGUAUAGGUCACAACCCCGUAAAUAUAAAAUUUGUAAUUCGUAAACGUAAGAUUUGCGAUAAUCCAGACAUUUGCGAAUGUGUAAAAUGGCACCUUAGAUGCCCCCCAUUGCGCUAUGUACAUUUCGCGUACCCGUAGAGUAUUUAAAUUGCUGCUAGAGCCAGAAUAAGGUCACUAUGACUUUUGCAAACGUUUAGGGGUUAACGCACUUCUUCCUCAUCAAUUUAAACAAUACAAUACAAGGCGUGUCGCAAAGGGUGUGCUUGAUUUGGAAUACUAACCUCUAGUACACAUAUUCGCAUGCAAUUGCGAAGCGAUUAACAAUGUCUUUGACGGUAUGCCUUGAAAUACUUUGGUGUUCUAACCCUUAAAUUUCAGACAAUAGAUAGAUAGAUGAACACUUUAUUGCACACAAAAACACAUGUAAAGGAACACAACACAGAAAGAAGAAAAACAGAAAAAACAAUUGUGUGCAAAGGCGACCUUAGUGCUUGGAGCAAUCUCUACAAGGCUCAGUUGCUCAUAAGCGUUAACUGUAACUGCAAGUAAUAUUAUUUCUGCCUAAAUGAAAAGUAUAAGUUAUAGGUAGGAUAGAAGUUUGCAAAACUUCCAGAAGAGUGCUUCUGGGAGUGAUAUGUGGUCUGUGCAGAAUGUGGAUAUAUUCUUAAAUACAUUUGAAAUAGUUUUUUCUGCUUUCUAUAGGUAACUAUUGUAUUGUAUUUUUAUAUGGUAGAUGUUUUAUUUUUAUUUGAAACUCUCGGAAUUGAGGCAGCUAAAGUUACAGGAUUUAUCUGGUGAAUAGAAAUGAAAUUUUGCCUUAAUAGUAACGUUAAAUGUUAAUGUGUAUUUUGUAAAAAAAAAUAUUUGUUCAAUAAAAUGACCCAUAAGGUAUAAUAUUUUUA